AUGGCGAUAAUUAAUGUAAUUGUUUCGUUACUGGCGUCUUGUGUUUGCCUGUUUGCUGCGUCACACAGUUGGGCACUAGCUGAUGCUGAUUCACAGCCAGGGAGCCUUCCUUGGUGGAAGACGACCAUCAUUUACCAGGUCUACCCUCGUUCGUUUAAGGACACAGAUGGAGAUGGCGUUGGCGAUAUUCAAGGGAUAAUCUCCGAGCUGCAACACUUCAAGUACAUCGGGGUAGAAACCAUCUGGUUAAGUCCCUUCUACAGCUCGCCUCAGGUUGACUUUGGCUACGAUAUCUCGGAUCUGAAAGACGUGGACCCAAUCUUUGGGAACAUCGCGGAUUUCAGACAGCUUGUCGAAGAAGCUAAAAAGCUUGGACUCCGUAUCCUAGUGGACUUUGUGCCCAACCAUACUAGUGAUCAACACGUAUGGUUUCAGCGGAGCGUGCAGAAGGAAGGCAAGUACAGAGAUUACUACGUGUGGACAGACGGGAAUACUUUGGCAAAUGGAACUAGAGUCCCGCCAAACAACUGGUUGAGUGUCUUUGGUGGAUCUGCCUGGAGAUGGAGCGAUGAAAGAGAGCAGUUCUAUCUGCACCAGUUCGAUCCAGCCCAGCCUGACCUGAAUUACCGAAACCCGGAUGUCAAGGAAGAGAUGUUGCUUGCAAUGCGCUACUGGCUGGACUACGGCAUUGAUGGGUUAAGAAUGGACGCCAUCAACCAUGUUUACGAGACGACCAAUCUCUCGCUGGACAACCCUUUGUCUGGAAACGAUGUCCUUCCUGAUAACUACGGGUACUUAACUCCCUUGUAUACGAGUUACCUUCUCCCGGAAACCAAAGAACAAAUCCAGAGUUGGCAAAAUCUGCUCGAUGAAAUGGAAAAGAUUGACGGAGAGGAAAGAUUCAUGGUGUUGGAGUUUUAUACCGACUCAAAUACAAGAGCGCAGAUGGCGGAAUAUGGUGCUCACCCGUUCAACAUGGACAUGGUCGCUGGUUUAACGAUCCCGCUAUCGGCCAAGCAAAUUAUGGAUCUCAUUUCUAAGGAAUAUAAAAACAAGCCCGACUCCUACUGGCCGACGUUUGUGGUAGGGAACCACGACAAACAUCGAACAGCGAGCAGAUACGGCCGCCGGUAUGUGAAUGCCUUCAACCUGUUGUUGAUGACUCUGAAAGGCACUCCGACCACCUACUAUGGAGAAGAGAUUGGGAUGGAGGACAUAACUCUGACAUACCAGCAGACCAAAGACCCUCCCGCAAUCAAAGCUGGGCCGGAUCGCUAUUUGGAAGUGUCCAGAGAUUUGAACCGUUCUCCGAUGCAAUGGACGGCAGGGUACCAGGCGGGCUUUUCUUCUGGGAACCAGACAUGGCUGCCGGUACAACAGAACUAUACCGUUUAUAAUGUGGAG
Molecule: messenger RNA, 1404 nt
Organism: Candidula unifasciata
Lineage: Eukaryota; Metazoa; Mollusca; Gastropoda; Stylommatophora; Geomitridae
Source: the annotation of a GenBank genome assembly